Messenger RNA from Leishmania major strain Friedlin, 2004 nucleotides. RefSeq lists its product as hypothetical. Gene Ontology annotation, molecular function: protein binding. NCBI's taxonomy places the organism in Eukaryota, Euglenozoa, Kinetoplastea, Trypanosomatida, Trypanosomatidae. The transcript has a single exon. The record is from RefSeq and is a predicted model, not a curated record. The coding region runs from base 1 to 2004 and encodes 667 amino acids.
AUGAGCGCGCCUCUCACGGAGCACAACCUCUUCAGUGCCCUCCGCGAGUACGCCUCGAGGCUGGAGGUGCAGUACAUGAUCGAGGAGGAGGUGAAGAAGUUCCAGGAGAAGGUGCUGCCGCGAGUCUUGUCCGAAGCCUUCGCGACUGCGUCUUAUGCAGCAGCGGCGGAAUCGACCGCGAGUGGCGAUGCAGCAGGAGCAGCGAGUCGAACGGUCUCCUCGUCACCGCCAUCGAAUACCGCAGCGCCGUCGCACGCCACCGCCACCCCAAAUUCCGACUGGGUUCGAACGUUCCUCAAGGCGCAUGUGGAUGACGUGCUCAGCCGACAGCUGUCCCCCAUGAUUGUGCGUGAGGUGCAGCGACAGCUGCGCAGCGUUAAUGGGAGUGCACUGGCUCCAUCUUCGUCAUCUGGCUCUCAGCCCUGCGGCGAGUCGUCGGUACCGGCAGCGGCUGCGCGAGCACGUGCAGGCUUGCCGCCGCUCCCGCCUUCUCCGCGGCCAUCACGGUCACCACCGUGUGAAACGACCCCCGUGCUAGCAGGAAGGAGUACGCCCGAAUAUCGAAUGGACGGCAACAGCGACUUAACCAUGCUGGCGUCUGCCGCCGAUGACGAGGGUCUCCGGCAGCGCAAACAGAUCCUCAACGCCAUCGCGGAUAUUGAGCAUCAACUACAAGACGCGCAACGUGAACUUGACGAGGUGGUGCACCAGCAGCGGCUGUCCCGGCGCCGGUUCGAAUACCUUUGCGAGACACUCCAGGGGAUGGGCUUAUCUCCAGCUGCGGAGAACACGCCGUCGUCGCUGUGCGUGGCACUGGAGCAGGCGCUGGAUGAUCGAAAGGCGGACGUUGUGCGAGCGCGUCUUGCAGCCAUUCUGCAGGGUCUGCUGCCACCGCCGACCGAGCCGCACUCUGGGAAGGGGGCGGAGAUUCGCAACGAGGCCGCCUUAACAUGUGGUAGCUCGCCAUCGCUGGCGCCGCAGGACGGGCGGCUGCUCUCUGCCUCUCUCGCCUCCACGAAGUCCUACGCUGUGCAGAGUUCCGGCCACGAUACCCCGCCGCAGCUGCUGGAUCGCUCCUCUUCAUGUCUGCGCGGUGACGCGCAGUCCCCACCUCUCGUCACCACUGGUGCAGUCGAAGCACCGCCGGCGCAGCCCCCGUAUUCGUCAGGAAUGCCUUCUGUAAACUCGACCCCCGCGUCUGCGCGCACCCUAACGUACGCUCGUCACGGCGAUGCGUCUGCAGCAGCUGCAGGCGCAGUUCGGCCCGCGGCUGCUGCUCUAUCGAGAGCGCACCGCUCCAUCACGACACGCGGUACCGCAUCGUCAGCCGCAGCCGCCAAGGCUGCAUCUCUACCACCACCGCCGUCGGCGUUGGUGACGACCAAUGAGACAGCGCCACCCCCUCUACCUGUACUCCGCCAGCCGUCUCGUGCUCGGCCCGAUGCGGAUGCGGUAGUCUCGCGGCCGGCGCCUCUGCCACAGGCGUGUGUUGACCAGAGCAUGCGGGAAAGGGCUGUUAGGGACACGCAUGCACCGACCUCGAUGCGAAUGGCGGACAGUUCUGCCACGGCCGCGACCACCACUGCCCCUCCUGCAAGCUGCACCGGCCCUUCCAACGCUUGUUUCCGCAGCUCUCUAUACCACAGCGUACCAUCCCCCUCAAUCACGUCUGUCGCCUCGUCGAGAGAGGCUGCCGCUGCUGGCGAGGCACCCCGCGCCGUGGUGCUGGGUAUCGACGCUGUGGAUAUCCCCCCCGGCGUGCUGCCCGGCUCACUAGGCCGACAAGGGGCAGUACGCGUGGAGUCUGUUACCCCGCAGCAGCUGGCGGAGCGCGCCGGCGUGUGCUGCGGCGACGUUCUGCUUUCGGUGGCGAAUCGCCCCAUCGGCAGCUGCGAACAGAUGCAGGCUGCGCUAGCAGCCGUGCGGGCGACGCAGCCGUCGGUGGCACUGGAGGUCUACCGGCACACAAUUCAAGAAAUCAUCUGCGUCACGCUGCAGCUGUAG